AUGUUUCUUCUUAAAAAAGUAGUUUUACCACAUUACAACGCGGUAAAUAUAUCAUCUCAACAUAUACCGCAACCGCCUGAGACUCCAUUGGUGGAAACUAGGAUAGAGGAUGGCAAAUUGUCAUAUGAACGAAGAUGGUUUCACCGUGGUCAACCUGUUUAUGUCGAAGGCAAAGAUCUUAACAGGUUUGCGGCGCAUAUUUCGGCAAUUGGUACUGAAGCGAUCUGGGUGAAAAAGGUUUCAGACAGCAGCAAAGUACGCAUUUACACAUCGCAGCUGAGUCGUGGGAAGAUCUCUAUCAAACGACGGGCCUCUUAAUCAAUUCCUCGAUUAACUCGACAUCCAUUGUCAGAUCUCUGAUAUAUUGCGUUUUUCGUUUCUAAUUUCUAAAGCAGCAUUUUCCCGUGUCAAAUUGACUAUUGUCACAAUGCUGGACUUUUGCCACCAGUGAAACCAUGCUUUUUGAUGAUAUUGUAAUGCCAUGUAAAUCCAGACGAAAAAAGACAAGAUCAGUAACGCCAUCAUUGACAACAGGGAGUAAGUGGUCCAUCGCGCGGGUGGGAAAUUGUCGUAAUUGUUCAUAGCGUAAAAAUCCGCAGCGACUACGCAGAUGUAAGAGCACGCGAUGGUCACAGGAAUGACUACGAGACAUCUGAGUAAAUCGGCUUUCACAUUGCGAGCAUACAUCUGAUGUUCAUCCUGAUUCCGACACAACCAAACCACGAUGGAGCGGAGAACCUUGUAACGAGGUGUUCGUUCUACUUGGAACUCGUAGGCGCACAAUUCGCAACUAUUCCUAUUGCUCUCUUCUAGCCAUCGCUCCAAACAUUUCAAAUGGAUUGCACCCAUUGUUCCCUAAUCCCAGUUGUCAAAUUUGUAAUUAUUGAAACCUUUUUUCUAAAUAUAUGUUUUCUGAUCAGUAAAAUUAAAUAAGUCAUUCCAGAGAUUAAUAUAUAUGUGAUUUAUUAAAAAUAUAAUAAAAGAAAUAUAUAGGAUUAUAUGAUUUUUGAUAUCCUAGAUCUGGAUUCUUAGAUCUCAAAAUUCUUGGAUAUUUGAAUUGU
Molecule: messenger RNA, 1061 nt
Organism: Formica exsecta
Lineage: Eukaryota; Metazoa; Arthropoda; Insecta; Hymenoptera; Formicidae
Product: sin3 histone deacetylase corepressor complex component SDS3-like
Exons: 4
Coding region: 1-318 (105 amino acids)
Biological process (GO): negative regulation of transcription by RNA polymerase II
Cellular component (GO): Sin3-type complex
Molecular function (GO): histone deacetylase binding
Source: RefSeq, a predicted model, not a curated record